AUGAUUGUUGCCACGACGAUGCGGGCCGUGAGUGGGAGAGAGUUGAGAACGAUGACGCCGGGCAGCGAGACAGUGAGGCCGUUCAUGAACCUUCGUCGCAACGCCUCUCCCGGGCGCCUGUCGCCGUACCGGGCGGGAUCCGACAAGGAAGAGGAGUUUACCGAGGCCACGCGCCAGGGCUACUCGAGCGACAACUGGAAGAAGGUGGACGGACUCUCGGAAUCUGAAACCAAGUCCGACGAGAAGGGCGGGCCGGACACGAAGGCAACGAGACGUGGUUCGGGCUCGUUUCGCCAUCGAGUCCGCAAGACGAAGUCCAAAUCAACCGAGACACCGUGUCAGCGGAAAGCCGAGCUGGUCUUCACGAGGGGACCGGCGUCGCUGAAGAGCAAGAGAUCUUCUAUGAUCUUCCACACCGGCCCGGGCCUCCUCGGCAUCGAUCGUUGGGCAAGACCAAGAAAAUGCUACUCGGAUGGCGAGGGCGACUUCGAGGCCGACCGGGAUCAAAAGCUGAUUCUCGCGGACUCGAGAAGGGCCAAGCAACUGCGGCCGCACCACAGCAAGACCCAUUCCAAGACACAAAAGGUCAGGGUGCUCACCGACCAUCAGGCCGACUUACCGACCGUGUCCAACCGCGACUCGGACGACCUGGUGAUCAACGUCGCCCUCAGCUUGGCCUGCCAGUUCCUGAUCUUCAAAUCGAAGCAGUUCACCUGGAUGCUAGGGUGCGCCAGGCAGUGA
Messenger RNA from Symbiodinium necroappetens, 741 nucleotides. NCBI's taxonomy places the organism in Eukaryota, Dinophyceae, Suessiales, Symbiodiniaceae. The record is from the annotation of a GenBank genome assembly.